Danaus chrysippus (African queen) is the source of this 3423-nucleotide messenger RNA. Lineage: Eukaryota; Metazoa; Arthropoda; Insecta; Lepidoptera; Nymphalidae. The record is from the annotation of a GenBank genome assembly.
AUGUUUCACAUCCAAGGGACAUUCGAGCAGUCGUUACGCUGCGGUGACGAUUUGUCACCCAGUGGUAAUAAGACCUUGGCGGCUCUUGCAAAAAUUCAUAAACACUGCACGGGCAAGUCCCACGCCCAUGGUUGUGUGGAUUCCAAACAUAAUCCACUUGCCAAAUCCGACUCGAACAACAGCUUGCAAUCCAAAAAAUCCUACCGCAGCGAUUGCAUCAUAGAAAUUAAAGAAGCUGUUAAAAACGACAAUUGCUCAUCGAAAAACAACGGGAAUACGAAAACAUUCAGUAACAGCACCAGCUCUUAUGAUGGUCACAGCGACACUGAUUCAGAAAAAACUUUUAAGUUCCGAAAUGAAAACAAGCUGGCCGACCCCUGUGAGCGCUUGUUCUCCCAAAAUACAAAAGCAUCUCUCAUGAAAACAGCUCGCAUGCGAUAUGCUGAUGACAGUGUAACAUCUCCAACAAAUGAUGAAGUUGAUGGGGACAAGUGGAAAAGUAAUUUCACGAGAACGUCUUUACGUGGAAGCUAUAAGGAAAGGAAAUCAGCUGUUGUAACAAUUGAGGAUAUUAAAUCUGACGGAAUAAAGAACACCGAUGAUUUUGGUCAGUUGGAACAUGUCGAUGAGAAGAAAAAAGUACCAAAUCAUACAAAAAAUACUGUAACACGUGUAGGUUCUUCCAAUUCCAUUACCAAUGGAAAGAGCAGUUCGAACGGAACCAAACCUCCGUGGCGCGGCGCUAGCAAAAACGGAAUACCCAAUGAGGCUUUUGUCCGAACCCCAUCAUUACGAGGCAGUAUUAGAAAGAAAAAGAACGACGGUGUUCCUUGGCGUAAGCUGUACGAAUACUCUCUGUGGAGAAAGUGUGGCGUCAAUUUUGCCUCAAAUGGAGCUGAUUCGGAUCGUGCCCUCCUUAGACCCUGGAGCGAGUUUUCCUCUCAAUCGCCGCCACCAUACGAGGCAAAGUCCGAAGAGCAGCUUGCAUGCGAGAAAGAAUGGCUUCAAGCCGGUCAGAUGUGGCUGGCCCAUCGUGGAGGGUUUACAGCCGUCGUGAGAGAGGGAGACGCGGAUCCUGGCAGGGCUAAAGUCAGGGUACUACAGACAGGAGAGAUCAUCACAGUCGACGAAGAUGAUUUAGAGAAGGCUAAUCCCCCUCAAUUGGAGCGAUGCGAGGACAUUGCAUCGUUGCGUUGCCUGAACGAGUGCGGUGCGUUGCACGUGCUGCGUUCACGUUAUGCCGCUGCGUUGCCGCACGCUCGUGCCGGACACGCUUUACUUGUGCUUGGACCACCCCGUCGUUCCACACCCGUUUAUACAGAAAAGGUUGCCGCUAUGUUCCGCAGCUGCCGCACCGAUGAUAUGCCGCCGCAUGUUUUUGCGGCAGCUCAAUCAGCACACCGCGCUAUGUUGGCCGCCAGGAGAGAUAGGGCUAUUGUGUUCCUUGGAAGGUCCGGUUCAGGUAAGACCUCUGCUAUGCGUCACUGUGUUUGGUACCUGGCUACAGCUUACCCGGCGCAAGGCUCCAAGCUCACACCGGAGAGGCUUGAAGCUGCUCUGGAUGUACUGCAUAUAUUCGGCUCUAGUCGGAGUGCCUCAAAUCUCCACGCAUCACGUUUCGUUUCUCUAACGUCGCUGGACUUCGACGGUGCGGGUGCAUUAGUGUCAGCUUCUGUACAAGCUCUCUUGCCGGAUCUCAGACCUGAUCAAUCCCCACUCAGGGCCUUACACACAUUGUUCCACGGCUGUGAUGCUCGUCUUCGUCGCGAGCUUCUCCUGGAUCAAGCUCCAGUGAAUGCUCCCAAUCCAUACAUCAACUCCUCGGAUAAAACAGACGCUCCGACAGAAUUCGUUGCUUUGAAGGAGGCGUUGCAACUUUUGUCAGUGACCGAGCAAGAGCAAUUGGCAGUGUGGAAGAUUGUAGCUGCUAUAUGUCACUUGGGAUGGGCCGGAGUUGCUAGAGCUAACGCUGGUUCCGGUGUGAGGUAUCAGUUCGCUAGUACAGGUUGUGCGGGUCGAGCUGGUCGUCUACUUGGUGUUACAGCUGAGGAACUCGCCAAGGCUUGCUUCGCCCCCGCAAGCCCGCCCUCGCCGCAGCCACCUACUGGAUUGAGAACUCCAUCGCCUUCGAAUGAGAAGGAAGCGCCAGGAUCGGACGCUCUCGAUGCAUUCGCCACGGGACUGUAUAGCGAAGUAUUCAACGUUAUCGUAGGAUUCGUCAACAGGAGUACGUCAACUUCAAGCCGCACUUCCAGCUCUUUGCUACUCCUGGAUUCUCCAGGUGCUGAUAACCCAAUGUGUUCCGGGCAACAGAGUGGCGCCGGGUUGACCAAGCUACUGUCCAAUUAUAUGCAGGAACGUUUACAAGCCGUGUUCCACGAGGCGAUGCUAGUUGCUCCACGCGAACGCUACGCACAAGAAGGAGUCACUAUAGACGACGGGAACGAUGAAGAUUGGCUAUCAGAGUCUGUUAACCCAGGGCCGAUGGUGGAUUUAUUGGACAAGUCACCACAGAACACAAUAGUUAGAAGUUCACAGGCUGAUCUGAGAGAUUGUGACCGGCGGGGACUUUUGUGGUUAUUGGACGAGGAAUCUAUGUACCCGGGUUCUUCAGACGACACUUUCUUAGAGCGCGUCAUGUCUCAAUACGGCGCCCCCCAUCAUACACACUACCUGAUAAAGAAGGCUCCUCAUAAUAGACAAUUUAUACUGCAACAUUUACAGGGCACCAAUCCUGUUUUAUAUGAUGUCUCCGGUUGGGUGAAGGCAAGCCGCGAGAAUCCAGCUAUGAAGAGAGCUCAUACAUUACUUAAGGAGAGCCAAAAUCCAUUGUUAUCGUCGUGUGAACGUACCACUGACGCUGGCACGCUACGAAGAGCUGCAUCGGUACGACGAUCGCUGGCUUCUGGCGAUGUUGCCACCUUCUCCCGGACCUCAAUCAUACGUCGUUCCCUCAAUUCUGGUACGGCUGGUAUGAAGCGUCGUUCAACGGCUCUCCAAGCCAAGUUUAUAGCUGACGGGGUCGUAGAUACUUUACGCCGCUGCGGAUCAGGCGGGAUUCAGUUUGUAUGCUGUCUCCUAACAAACCAACCUAACGAGACCCCCGACGAUGUAAACGUACCGCUAUUAAGAUCCCAGUUCCGCGGCUUCCAAUUACUAGACGCGGCUAGAUUGUAUAAACAAGGAUUCCCUGAACAUAUGCCAUUAUCGGAAUUCGCUAGGAGAUAUCGACUAUUGGCGACGUCGGAGAAGGAGGAAUCUGAAACUUCCCAGCAGUCAACGACUUUAUCUGAUAGACAGAUAGUUGACGAGAUGCUGUUAGUGUUGGACUUAGAUGUGACUAGCUACAGACUAGGACCCACUCAGGCCGUGGUGCAGAGCUCGCCCGGCGCUCGCGCCAGUCUCUCACCGUAUCUCGACUAA